AAUCAUAGUGAGUAGAAGUAGGAGAAAACAUGCCCAGCCAACCGCACACAUCAUCAUCAGCUAGGAAAAAGCGCGUAUACGAAUCACUGACAGACAACCCGUUUCGUCUGGCUACGUCAUUCGCUAUUCAGUUUAGAGAGUUUUCAGACGAAAAGCAAUAAGACAAAAACAUUAAUAUAAUUUAUUUCAGUAAAAGUUUUUGGUGACACACCUUUAGGAAGAUCAAUUAACAAUGAAUAAACAAAUUCUCAUCGUACUGCUGCUUGCCAGCUUAAGUUCUUUCGCCAUAGCGAAAAAGUUUAAAGAAGACGAAAAACCGGCUUGGGCCAAGAAGGAUAUUCGGGAUUAUACGGAUGCUGACCUGGAGCGACUAUUAGACCAGUGGGAGGAAGAUGAAGACCCCCUGGAACCGGACGAGCUGCCGGAACACCUCCGCCCAUCGGAACCGCUGGAUGUGUCCAAACUGGACAUGACAAAUCCGGAAAACGUGCUCAAAGCAUCUAAAAAGGGCAAAACGCUGAUGACCUUCGUGACCGUCAGUGGCAAUCCUACCCGAGCGGAAUCCGAAGAUAUCACCAAGCUGUGGCAAACGAGCCUGUGGAACAACCAUAUCCAAGCCGAGCGGUAUAUGAUCGAUGAUAAUCGGGCGAUUUUCAUGUUUAAAGAAGGUUCCCAAGCUUGGGAGGCGAAGGACUUCCUGGUGGAACAGGAACGAUGCCUGCAGGUGACAAUUGAGAACAAGGAUUACAAGGGCAAACACGUCAAGGAUGCAAACAGCGAUGAAUCGAAAGAUGAGCUGUAAAUAGGUGUUCGAUUUUUUGAGUGAAUAGGAAAAGGAUCUGAGUUUUUAUGUAAACCUAUAAAGAUAGGUUGUACUCUCUUGAUACGCAUUUGUUGUACUGAAUACCGGUCCAGAAGUAGUCUUUAAUGUUAUGAACUUGUUUGUUAGUGAUGAGAACUGAAUUAAAUGUAUUAUUCACUUAUUUUUGACUAUUAAGCUUGUCGUGGAAUAAAAUACAUUUGGUAGUGUUAUACUCCUAAGAUUAAUAAAGUAAAUUGAGUAUCUGAUUA
Aedes aegypti (yellow fever mosquito) is the source of this 1071-nucleotide messenger RNA. RefSeq names its product LDLR chaperone boca (gene boca). The record is from RefSeq and is a predicted model, not a curated record. The transcript is spliced from 2 exons. Lineage: Eukaryota; Metazoa; Arthropoda; Insecta; Diptera; Culicidae. Gene Ontology annotation, biological process: protein folding. The coding region runs from base 233 to 802 and encodes 189 amino acids.